Molecule: messenger RNA, 1758 nt
Organism: Euleptes europaea (tarantolino)
Lineage: Eukaryota; Metazoa; Chordata; Lepidosauria; Squamata; Sphaerodactylidae
Gene: PTPN9
Product: protein tyrosine phosphatase non-receptor type 9
Exons: 13
Coding region: 4-1758 (584 amino acids)
Biological process (GO): protein dephosphorylation
Molecular function (GO): protein tyrosine phosphatase activity
Source: RefSeq, a predicted model, not a curated record
AGGAUGGCCGCGGAGCUGAGCCCCGAAGAAGAGCUGGCUACCAAGCAAUUUCUUGAAGAGAUUAACAAGUGGACGAUCCAAUACAAUGUCUCACCGCUCUCUUGGAAUGUGGCAGUCAAGUUCCUCAUGGCCAGAAAAUUUGACGUUCUUCGAGCAAUCGAACUCUUCCAUUCCUACAGGGAAACCAGGCUGAAAGAAGGGAUUGUGAAGCUGAAACCGCACGAGGAACCCCUCCGGUCUGAGCUGCUUAGCGGAAAAUUCACUAUUCUGAGCGUACGAGAUCCUUCCGGUGCCUCCAUCGCCCUCUUUACAGCCAAGUUACACCACCCCAACAAAAGCGUUCAACAUGUGGUACUCCAAGCUCUCUUCUAUUUGCUGGACAGGGCGGUGGAGAGCUUCGAAACACAGCGGAACGGCUUGGUCUUCAUCUACGACAUGGCGGGCUCCCACUAUACCAAUUUUGAGCUGGAUCUCAGCAAGAAAAUUCUCAAUUUACUGAAGGGAGCCUUCCCGGCUCGACUUAAAAAGGUCUUCAUCGUCGGCGCCCCAAUGUGGUUCCGUGUCCCUUACGCCAUUAUCAGCUUGCUGUUGAAGGAAAAGCUCCGAGAACGGGUUCAGAUGGUGAAGAUGUCGGAGCUGAAGCAGCAUCUCCCGCCGGAGUGUCUCCCCGAGUACCUGGGCGGGUCCUUGAAGUUGGACCCCCUCAGCUGGAACUGCCGGUUCCUCCCGCAGCAGAACGGUCACCCGGACCCUCUGGACGAGCUGAUCUUGGUGCCGCUGGCUUCCCCUCGCGAUAACGGCUCCGUGCACGUGCCGGGCCCGAAGGCCUUGACGGUCCAGGAGCUGCUGGAACUUGUGAGCCAGAAGCAGAAACGGGGCAUCUACGAGGAAUACGAGGGCAUCCGGCGCCGGAGCCCGUCUGGCACAUUCGUCUGUUCCUUGGCUCCUUGUAACCAAGAGAAGAACAGAUACGGAGACGUACCCUGCCUUGAUCAAACCAGGGUGAAGCUGACCAAACAAUUCAGCUACCCAGAACUGACGGAUUACAUCAACGCCAGCUUCAUGGACGGCUACAAGCAGAGGAACGCUUACAUCGGCACUCAAGGACCAUUAGAAAACACCUACGGUGACUUCUGGCGCAUGGUGUGGGAACAGAAUGUUUUGGUCAUCGUCAUGACGACCAGGCUUGAAGAAGGAGGCCGGAGGAAAUGCGGCCAGUACUGGCCGUUGGAGAAGGACUUCCAGGCCUGCUACGGGAUCCUGACCGUCACCAACCUUGGGAUGGAGAACCUCAACCAUUACAAGAAAACUGUGCUGGAGAUCUACAACUGUGAGAGCCGUGAGCGCCGCCUCGUGACCCAUUUCCAGUACGUGAGCUGGCCGGACUACGGCGUCCCUUCCUCCGCUGCCACUCUGAUCGAUUUUCUGGGGGCUGUCAAGCAGCAACAAAGGGUGGCGGUCAGCGCCUUGGGGCCACGGUACAAAGGCCAUCCGGGGGGACCGCCGAUCGUGGUGCACUGCAGCGCUGGCAUCGGCAGGACAGGCACUUUCUGUGCUCUCGAUAUCUGCCUAUCGCAGCUGCAGGACGUGGGCACGUUGAACGUCUACCAGACGGUGGUGCGGAUGAGAACCCAGCGGGCCUUCAGCAUCCAGACGCCCGAGCAGUACUAUUUUUGCUACAUGGCCAUCCUGGAGCAUGCCCAGAGAGAGAAUCUGCUGCCCUCCCCUCCGGCCAGGGUAGGCAAAGAGAAGAGCUAA